GAGUUACGCAGACGCUUAUCCUGGAUGGAUGCUUCACAGCGUGGGCGCGCACGUCUCCCCCUGAUUAUGAAUGCGGGAUGUGAAUAGUGGUAUCGGGCUGCGACCAAGUGGACUGGACCUAAAGUGGUGCUGAUGCCAGAAGCAGCCGGUUCGGUAAUGGUAGAGACGCGCUACAGCAGAACAUUGUGUGGCUAGCUUAUAACUGAUCAGCAGAGCUCUAAUGGCUACCGAGGCUGCUUUAGCCAGUGCCCAGGCACUAAUCAAUUACUACUGCCAGGAAAAGUACUUUCAUCAUGUUCAGAUGUGCGCUAAUGAGGGGCUCAAGGAUUAUGGUAAUGAUCCGGUCUUUCUUUUUUUCCGGGCCUUUGGAAUGCUAAUGGAAGAUGAGGUGCAAGAGUCCAUUCGGGAAUUGGAGGUGAUUAAAGACAAGACGGAUAUUUCACUGUGCUCUCUUAUGGCAUUAAUAUAUGCUCACAAGAAAAGUUCCCAUCCAGACAGAGAAGCAAUUCAGGAAUUAGAUACAAAGAUGAAGGAACUUCGGAAGACGGCAGGACACAGAGCACUGUAUUUUGCUGGGUUAUUUCUGUGGCACGUGGGUCGCCAUGACAAAGCCCGGGAAUAUAUUGACAGGAUGAUCAAAAUAUCCAACGGCAGUAAAGAAGGUUUGGUUCUGAAAGCAUGGCUUGAUCUGACCUGUGGGAGAGAAGCUUAUGCUAAAAAGGCUCUGAAGUACCUAGAGGAAGGUCUGGGAGAUGGAACAGAUGUAUUUGCUAUGCUGGGAAAGGCCCACUAUCUUGAGAUGCGGCAGAAUUACUCCGGAGCCUUGGAAGUCGUAAACAGAAUCCUAGUCAACUGCCCAGGAUUUAUCCCUGCUCUAAUUAAGAAAAUGAAGCUGCAGUUGGCAUUGCAAGACUGGGAACAGACUGUAGAGACAGCUCUGAGGCUGCUGCAGAAGGAUGGUCAUAACCUUGAAGCUCUUCGAAUGUUGGCCCUUCACUAUUUAUGUAGAGAAGGAAAUGUGCAUGAGGCCUCUACUAAGCUUGGAGAUCUGAUUAGAGCUUUGGAUCAGUUUGAACCUCAAAACGCUCACCUGUUUUAUAACAUGUCACUAGCAUUUAGCAGAAUGUGUGAACGUAAUCCACUUAUACUUCAGCAAACGCAGAUAUUAGUGGAACGAGCAGUGAACAUGGCCACUAAUGAUGCAGAAAUUGCCACUGAGCUUGGCUAUCAGUUCAUAUUACAAGGCAAAAUAAGAGAAGCUUUAAAAUGGUACAAAACUGCAAUGAGCUUAGAUGAGACCAGCGUCUCUGCAUUAACUGGGAUUAUUCGUUGCCAGCUUAUAGAGGGGCACCUGCAGGAUGCAGACCAGCAGUUGGAAUUUCUGAUGGAAAUUCAGCAAUCUAUUGGAAAAUCUGGGGAAUUAUCAUACUUGCGUGCAGUUCUAGCUAUGAAAAAGCAGAAGAAACAGGAAGAGGUGAUUCACUUACUAAAUGAUGUGCUGGACACCCACUUCUCCUCAUUACAUGGAUUACCCCUUGGCAUCCAGUAUUUUGAAAAGCUAAACCCAGAUUUUUUGCUUGAAAUUGUAAGGGAAUACCUCAGUUUUUGUCCAACUCAGCCCUCGGCUCCAGGCCAGCCUGUGUCCCCGUUAUUAAGACACUGUGCCUCCGUGCUUGAAGCAAUAAUGAAGACAGCCCCUGGUCUCCAUCAAGCCGCAUUUCUUAUUGCAAAAGUGAAAUAUUUGUCUGGUGAUAUUGAGGCAGCUCAGAGUAGCCUUCAGCAUUGCCUUGAUCAGAACCCUUCCUACGCUGAUGCUCACCUUCUCAUGUCUCAGAUCUACCUGUUCCAGGACAAUUUAAAGCUGUGUUCCCAGUCUUUGGAGAUUUGUUUAAGUUACAGCUUUGAGAUACGAGACUAUCCACUGUAUAAUCUAAUAAAAGCUCAGACUCAGAAGCGCAUGGGAGAAGUACAAGAAGCCAUUAAGACUCUGCAGAUUGCAAUGAGUUUACCCGGAAUGAGACGAGCUGGAACCAGUGUAAAAUCAAAAGGAAAAAAACCUGAAGUCAGUCCAAGUGACCGGGUGUCCAUUUUCCUCGAGCUGGUUGAUGCACAUCGCUUGAAUGGAGAACAACAUGAAGCUGCAAAAGUGUUACAAGAUGCUAUCAAUGAAUUUUCUGGAACCCCAGAAGAAUUGCGCCUUAUGAUCGCCAAUGCUGAACUUUCGCUGAUGCAUGGUGAUGUUGAACAAGCUUUGUCAAUGCUUAGAAACGUCUCCCCCGAACAACCCUACUUUGUUCAAGCCAAACAGAAAAUGGCAGAGAUUUAUCUUAAGCACAGAAAGGAUAAGAAGCUCUUUGUCAGCUGUUACAGAGACUUGGUGGAUAAACUUCCUAGUUCCCAUACGUACCUCCUCCUGGGAGAUGCCUAUAUGAACAUUCAAGAGCCGGAAAAAGCUAUUGAUGUUUAUGAGCAAGCGUUAAAGAAGAACCCCAAAGACGGAACACUGGCUAUUAAAAUUGGAAAAGCUUUAAUAAAGACCCACAACUACUCUAAGGUAUUUGUGCUCAAGGGUGGAAGUGCAUCCUCCACAGUUCUUUGGUGUGGUCCUGCUAUCGUGCUGCGUUUAUACCUUAGCGUUGUUAAUUCUCAAGAACAGAUCAACAGGAAGAUAAGUACUAUUCAUUCAACGCCGUAUUUUUCUCGAGAGUGUUUGCUUCUUGCUCCUUAUGUAUGUUUUUGUUCUCAAACAGUCAAUGAACUCUCUUCACUCGUGGAUGACAGCCGCUACCAUGUGCUGCUGGCAAAAAUCUAUAGCAAGAUGGAAAAGAUUGAUCAAUCAAUAGUUUCCCUGCAAAGGGCCCGUGAGUUGCAGGCCAGAGUGCUGAAAAGAACUCAGAUGGAACAGCCAGAUGCUGUACCAGCUCAAAAGGCUUUGGCAGCUGAGAUCUGUGCAGAGAUUGCCAAGCAUUCCACAGUCCAGCGAGACUACGAGAAGGCAAUCAAAUUUUACAAAGAAGCUCUUGUUUACUGCGAAACAGACAAUAGGGUAAUGCUGGAACUUGCACAUCUGUAUCUCGCCCAAGAUGACACAGAAUCCUGCCAACAACAAUGUGCACUGCUAUUAAAAAUUGAUCAAGAUAAUGAAGCCGCAACAAUGAUGAUGGCGGAUCUGAUGUUCAGAAAGCAGGACUAUGAGCAGGCUGUGUUCCACUUCCAGCAGCUUUUGGAGCGCAAACCAGAUAAUUAUGCUACACUUUCUCGCUUGAUUGACCUUUUGAGGCGGGCAGGGAAACUGGAAGAAAUACCAAAGUUUCUUGAGCUGGCAGAGAAGAAUUCAUCAAGAGCAAAGUUGGAACCUGGAUUUCAUUACUGUAAAGGACUCUACCUAUGGUAUACUGGUGAUCCUAAUGAUGCCCUUCGGCAUUUUAAUAAGGCACGUAAAGACAGUGACUGGGGACAAAACGCAAUUUACAACAUGAUUGAAAUCUGUUUGAAUCCAGAUAACGAAACUGUUGGUGGAGAAGUAUUUGACAAUCUUGACGGUGAUGUAGGGAACUCUACAGAAAAGCAAGAGUCUGUUCAACUGGCUGUUAGAACUGCAGAGAAGCUCCUCAAGGAACUGAAACCUCAGACUCUACAAGGUCACAUACAGCUGAGAAUUAUGGAGAAUUACUGCUUAAUGGCAACUAAGCAAAAGGCAAAUGUUGAGCGUGCUCUGAAUACAUUCACUGAGGUGGCAACUGCAGAAAAGGACCACAUUCCAGCAGUUUUGGGCAUGGCGACUGCAUACAUGAUCUUGAAACAGACUCCAAAGGCCAGAAAUCAGUUGAAACGAAUUUCCAAAAUGAACUGGAAUCCAAUAGAUGCAGAAGAGUUUGAGAAAGGUUGGCUGCUCCUAGCAGACAUUUAUAUUCAAUCGGGAAAGUACGACAUGGCCGGCGAGCUUCUGAAAAGAUGCCUAAGACAUAACAGGGCAUGCUGUAAAGCUUAUGAAUAUACAGGCUACAUCAUGGAGAAAGAACAAGCAUAUAAAGACGCCGCCAGCAACUAUGAGAUGGCCUGGAAAUAUGGAAACCAAACCAGCCCGACUGUGGGAUAUAAAUUGGCUUUUAAUUACCUUAAAGCUAAGAGAUAUGUGGAUGCAAUUGAUGUGUGUCACAAGGUAUUGGAACUUCAUCCGAAUUAUCCUAAAAUCAGGAAAGACAUACUUGACAAGUCCAGAGCAGCCCUGAGGGCCUAAAGAAAUAAAGGACUAACGAUAAAAGGAAUGAACAUAUUUAUUAACUAAAAUAAUUUAUUCUAGGAAAAUUAUCUUAGUACAGGUAUGGGACCUGUUCUCCAGAAUAUUCGGGACCUGGGGUUUUCCAGAUAAUGGAUCUUUCCGUAAUUUGGAUCUCCAUAUGUCAAGUCUACUAGAAAAUCAUGUAAACAUUGAAUAAACCCAAUAGGUUGGUUUUGCCUCCAAUAAGGAUUAAUUAUAUCUUAGUUGGGAUCAAGUACAAGGUACAAGAAAAAGGAAAUAAUUUUUAAGAAUUUGGUUAAAAUGUAGUCUGACAGAGAUGACCUUUCCGUAAUUCGGAACUUUAUGGAUAACGGGUUUCUGGAUAACGGAUCCCAUACCUGUAUUUCGUAUUUUUAUAAUUCUAUAUACUGCUGUGCAUUAUGUGGUGUCACUGGUAUAAAGUUGGUUGUUCUGGA
Molecule: messenger RNA, 4698 nt
Organism: Xenopus laevis (African clawed frog)
Lineage: Eukaryota; Metazoa; Chordata; Amphibia; Anura; Pipidae
Gene: ttc21b.L
Product: tetratricopeptide repeat domain 21B L homeolog
Exons: 29
Coding region: 221-4240 (1339 amino acids)
Source: RefSeq, a predicted model, not a curated record